This is a messenger RNA of Cinclus cinclus, 2634 nucleotides long. Its product is annotated as protocadherin alpha-2-like. Gene Ontology annotation, molecular function: calcium ion binding. Bases 1 to 2634 code for a protein of 877 amino acids. The transcript has a single exon. Lineage: Eukaryota; Metazoa; Chordata; Aves; Passeriformes; Cinclidae. The record is from RefSeq and is a predicted model, not a curated record. Gene Ontology annotation, cellular component: plasma membrane. Gene Ontology annotation, biological process: homophilic cell-cell adhesion.
AUGGGCGAGCGUUGUGGUGCGGUGCUGCGGGUGCUGGUGCUGCAGGCGGCCUGGGCGCUGGCGGGCGGGCAGGUGCGGUACUCGGUGCCGGAGGAAGCCAAGGCCGGCACGGUGGUGGGCCGUCUGGCGCAGGACCUGGGGCUGGAGGCGGGCGAGGCGGAGGCGCGGCGGCUGCGGCUGGUGGCGCAGGGCCGGCGGGCGAGCGUGGAGGUGAGCGGGGCGAGCGGCGCGCUGCUGGUGAGCUCGCGGCUCGACCGGGAGGAGCUGUGCGGCAAGAGCGCGCCGUGCGCGCUGCGCCUGGAGGUGCUGCUGGAGCGGCCGCUGCGCGUCUUCCAUGUGCAGCUGGAGGUCACCGACAUCAACGACAAUGCCCCCGUCUUCCCCGCCGCCCGAAAAAACCUCAGCAUCGCGGAAUUCACCACCCUGCCAGGGUCUCGUUUCCCUCUGGAGGGCGCGUCGGAUGCGGAUAUUGGAGCGAACGCGCAGCUCUCCUACACACUCAGCCCCAGCGAGCAUUUCUCUCUGGAUUUACAAAAAACCGAGGAGGACGCUGAGUCCUUAUUCCUGGUGCUCACGAAAUCUCUGGACCGGGAGACGAUUCCCGUUCACCGGUUGGUGCUGACGGCGAGUGACGGGGGCCGGCCGUCUCUGUCAGGGACAAUGGAGCUGCUGAUCUCGGUGCUGGAUGCGAACGACAACGCGCCCCAGUUCAACCAGUCCGUGUACAAAGUGCAGCUGCCCGAAAACGCAGAACGAGGCUCUUUGGUGAUCAAACUUAAUGCCACGGAUUUGGAUGAGGGGUCGAACAGUAAUAUUUCCUAUUCGGUCCAGAUCGUGUCCCCGCAGGAUGGAAGAGACAUUUUCAGAAUUGACAGAAAGAGCGGAGAGAUCCGUCUUCUGGGUAACUUGGACUAUGAGGAUUUUAGUCUGUAUCGCCUGCAAGUGGACGCGACUGAUAAAGGGACGCCUCCGCUGUCGGGUCACUGCAAGGUGGUGCUGGAGGUGCUGGACGUGAACGACAACGCGCCGGAGGUGUGGGUGACGUCGCUGUCGGUGCCGGUGUCGGAGGACGCGUCGGUGGGGACGGUGGUGGCCCUGCUGAGCGUGUCGGACCGAGACUCGGGGGCGAACGGGCGCGUGCGGUGCUGGGUGUGGCCGGCGUCGCCGUUCGGUCUGGAGGCGACGUUCGCGGGCUCGUACUCGCUGGUGCUGCGCGAGGCGCUGGACCGGGAGCGGGUGUCGGAGUACGAGGUGGAGGUGCGUGCGGAGGACGGCGGGGCGCCGGCGCUGCGCGCCAGCCGCGGGCUGCGGGUGCCGGUGUCGGACGUGAACGACAACGCGCCCGCGUUCUCGCAGGCCGUGUACACGGUGCUGGCGCGGGAGAACAACGCGGCGGGCGCGGAGCUGGCGCGGCUGUGGGCGCGGGACCCGGACGAGGCGGGCAACGGGCGCGUGAGCUACUCGGUGUGGGAGGGCGGCGUGGGCGGCGGGGCCGCGGCUCCGUCGUGGUCGUCGGGGGCCGUGGGCGGCGGGUGGCGUGCGGCGUCGAGCUACGUGUCGGUGGACGCGGAGAGCGGGCGGCUGUGGGCGCUGCAGCCCUUGGACUACGAGGAGCUGCAGGUGCUGCAGUUCGAGGUGCGCGCGGUGGACGCGGGGGAGCCGCCGCUGUGCGGCAACGCCACGGUGCAGCUCUUCGUGCUGGACGAGAACGACAACGCGCCGGCGCUGCUGCUGCCGCCCGCGGGCUCGGCGGCGGAGGCGGGCGCCGUGGCGGCCGAGGCGUCCUCGGGGCCGGGCUCGGGCUCGGGCUCGGGCACGCUGUGGGCGUGGGCGGCGUGGGGGGCGCCGGCGGGCCAGGUGGUGGCGAAGAUCCGCGCCGUGGACGCCGACUCGGGCUACAACGCGUGGCUGCGCUACGAGCUGUGGGAGCCGCGGGGCAAGGGCCCGUUCCGCGUGGGGCUCUACAGCGGCGAGGUGAGCACGGCGCGGCCGCUGGACGAGGCGGACGGCCCUCGCCAGAGGCUGCUGAUCGUCGUGCGCGACCACGGCGAGCCGGCGCGCUCGGCCACGGCCACGCUCAGCGUGUCGCUGCUCGAGGCGGCCGAGGCGGCGCUGGCCGCGGGCCCGGGAUCGUCGCUCUCCUCCUCCUCGUCCUCGUCGUCCUGGUCGGCGUCGGGGUCGCGGUCGGCGUCGGGCGUGGAGCUCGGCGCCGGCGCGGCCAGCGCGGCGACCAACGUGUGGCUGGUGGUGGCGAUCUGCGCCGUGUCCAGCCUGUUCCUGCUGGCCCUGGUGCUGUACGGGGCGUCGCGCUGGGCGCCGCGGGCGGCCGUGCUCUCGGGGCCCGGGCCCACGACGCUGGUGUGCGCCAGCGAAGUGGGCAGCUGGUCGUACUCGCAGCGCCACAGCCGCAGCCUGUGCGUGGCGGACGGCGCGGCCAAGAGCGACCUCAUGGUUUUCAGCCCCAAUUUCCCUCCGCCGCCGCCCGGCGCCGCGGCCAAGGACACGCAGCCGGAGCCCUCCGCUCUCCUCGACACGGUCAGUGCUGCUUCCUUGCUCGUCUCUCGUUCUCUCCUCCCCCGCCUUUUCAUUUCUCUGUUAAUUUUCUCCCGCCCCGUGGGUAGUUCCUCCAUGUAG